This is a messenger RNA of Huiozyma naganishii CBS 8797, 1728 nucleotides long. RefSeq names its product protein disulfide isomerase EUG1 (gene EUG1). NCBI's taxonomy places the organism in Eukaryota, Fungi, Ascomycota, Saccharomycetes, Saccharomycetales, Saccharomycetaceae. The record is from RefSeq and is a predicted model, not a curated record. Gene Ontology annotation, biological process: response to endoplasmic reticulum stress; protein folding. The transcript has a single exon. Gene Ontology annotation, cellular component: endoplasmic reticulum. Gene Ontology annotation, molecular function: protein disulfide isomerase activity. The coding region runs from base 1 to 1728 and encodes 575 amino acids.
AUGUAUAUAUAUUUUUCCUACUUAUACGACCAUGUCGAUGAAACGUACACUCACUCCAAAACAAGCCAACCACCACCACCACCACCACUACCACCAAUGCUGGGCCAAUUCGUUGUGCUCAUCUCCCUACUUGUCUCCUGGUCCCUGGGGCAAAGCGUUUUCGCCAACGAGGACGACCCAAUCAUCGAACGUGUCGGCGCAUCGAAUUUCGCACAGGCAAUCACUUCAAAGGAUAUUAUCCUUGCAGAAUUCACCGUUCCAUGGUGCCCACACUCCAAGAUCUUCUUCCCACAACUGUACUCCGCGGCACAACAGUUGAAACCUCAUGGAAUCGACAUCAUCCAGAUCAAUUGCGAGAAGGAUGAGUACAUCUGCACGGAAUUGAAGAUCAACCACUACCCGACUUUGAAAGUGUUUAAGAACCACAGACUGGCAAGGACCGCAGACGCGGAGAAGGAUAAAACGACGGAGGGGAUCGUGCAGUUCAUGCUUGCACAACAGGUCUCCUCAGUGCAGAAAAUCUCCACCGAGGAACAACUACAAGACAUCUUGCAAACUAAUGAGGAAAACUUCGUCGUCGUGGAAAACGCAGUGACAGGGUUUAACAAAACUUACACGGAAUUGGCCAACGAAAUGUUUAACACCCACGUAUUUGUGUCCUUUGAGUCCAAGAACAACGAAACCAACUACGAUCUUGCCAUUUACAAACCGUUCAACACAACAUUGAACGAAACAAGAGGCGAACCCAUUGUGUACACUGGUGACUUGCAACCAAUCAUGGACAGCUCUCAAGAGUUUAACUCCUGGUUGCGGUACUCAGUUCUGCCUUACUUCGCUGAAGUCACACAGGACACUUUUUUCAGUUACAUGGAGAGUAAACUCCCACUAGCUUACUACUUCUACAUCAACAAGACAGAUUUCGAAAAAGAUAUGCCCUACUUUGAAAAGUUGGGACAGAAGUACAAGGGCCAGGUCAACUUCAUCGGACUGAACGCCUUGUUGUUCCACAACCACGUCAAGUUCUUGAACAUGAGAGAACAGUUCCCACUGUUUGCCAUCCAUAACAUGACCAACAACAGAAAGUACGGGAUCAAGCAGAUGCCUGCAGAGGAGUACCAAAAUUUGAAGCAGGUGCCCUUUUUGAACUUGGAAGAGGUCGCCCAGCUCGUCGAAGAUUUUGUUCAGGGCGUGGCCGACCCUCUUGUCAAAUCAGAGGAGAUCCCAGAGACCCAGGAGGGAAACGUCUUGAAAGUCGUCGCCAAGAACCACGACGAAAUCGUCCACGACGCCAAUAGGGACGUCAUCGUCAGAUACUACGCCUCCUGGGACGUCCACUCCAAAAGCAUGGAACCAUUGUACAACGAGCUCGCGGACAUAUUUGCCCAGGACGAAAGCACAAGGGACAAGAUCCUCUUCGUGGACGUCGACGCGGGCUCCAACGAUAUCCUCGCAUUCCCAGUGACAAGCUACCCAACCAUCGCCAUGUACCCAGCAGGUAGCGAGAGUGAACCAAUCGUACAGCAGGGACCCAAGACAGGUAAGUUUUUGCUAAGCUUCAUCCAAAACAGCGGUGCCCAUAAACUCAGCGGACAAGAACAGUACUACGCGAGACACCCUGAAGAGAAACAGCAGAAAUUGCCCGCAGUGAACGACAACGGAGACGUGAUUGUCAAUGCUGAUCCGGACCUGAAACAGGAGGCAGACCCCGUCGAACACGAUGAAUUGUAA